UAUCAUGGCGUCAUGUCCGUAAAGAGAGAGAUUUAUACUCGUUUAUAAUACUUUAGGUUAAAUGAAUUUAGGUUUAACUGAAACCUUCUUUUAUAGCCAAUAAAUCAAAUAUUAUAAUUGCAUUAAUGGUAAUGCAUGCAAGAAAACUUCCAAGGCUCAAUGAUGGGAUCUUUGACAGAAACGAACCCCAUCCUUAUGAGAACACUGAAAGUUAUAUUGGAAAAUCAAACUACGGUGAACACUAUAACAAUAAGAUGCAUGAAUCCCCAGGUGGAAGAAGUGGUAGUCUUGAUAAUCGACACAGUCCUCAUCAUCUCAACAAAUCGUAUUCUCACAGGCUUAAGGAAAGAGAUCACAUGGAAAGAAAUUCUGCAAGAUCCCCAGCACUCAGAGAUCGCAGAAGCAGUGGAAGCAGUUCCAGUACGGGAAACAAAACAUACCAUAUGCCACCAUCAUCCAAUUCAACCCCAUCCCGCAGACCAGAUGCUUCUGCUGGUGGUACUCACCGUAAUAAUGACAGGAUUAAUGCAGAGGAAAAGGAAAGACGACUUCAAAUUGGUGACUGGUCAGAACACAUCAGCUCCUCAGGGAAGAAGUAUUAUUACAAUUGCAAAACAGAAGUUUCACAAUGGGAGAAACCUAAGGAAUGGAGUGAAUGGGAAAAGAAGCAGGGUGCUCAUAAGUCUUCAAGUGAGACCAGUAGAACAAAGGACAGGUUGAUGGAUAGACAAACCUUGGCCUCGGGAAGUAGGUCCACUGACAGACAUUCCAACAGUGGUAGCAGCAGUGGAGAAAGAAGUGCACGUAAUUAUCAAGUUUCUAGGUCACAUGACCACCCAUCUUCUACUGCUCCCUCACCAGUCAAACCCAGCAGCUCUUCAUCAAGCAGUUUCAGUACUGAACAUAACACCAGUCGAAGCUCACAAAGAGACGAACCAUCUCAGUCACGUGGUGGAGACCGAACACCAGGUCAUGACAGGAGAGAGAGUGUUCGAAAAACAGAUGGUCGGAAAACUACUGAAGCUGAUGGACAAUCACAGGACACUGACCUCUCACCUGACAGUAGCAGAACACCAACUAGUGGUUAUCAUGAUUAUAGAUUUUACAAUAGAAGCCAGAUUCCUGUUGUGUCUUCAAGUAACCAGCAUCUUACUGGCUCACAAGCAGUGCCCCCAAACACACCCCAAGGAAUGCAACCCCCUUCCCAACCUCAGCUGCUUUCACCGUCCCAAGUCACGCUAGCCAAUCUGCCGAAACUAAUCACUCAGCUAGCAGGAACAAAAGGGUUACCAAAUCUUUCUGAGCUUUCUCCCCAAGAAGCUUUACGGACCAUUCAGCAAGCACUACAGUUGACAAAACAAGUGACAAGUUUAGCACAUACAGCAUGCAAUUUAAGCCGAUCACCACACAGGUCAGUUUCAGUUACUCAAUGUGACUCUUUUUGUCAAAAAGGCUUCUCUCUGCUACCACCGACCAGUCAGUUACAACAGACUAGUCAGAAUUCUAACCCAUCCAGCUCAGGACAGUCUUCAGAUUCCCACAUUCAGACAAGUCUUCAGUUUCCCCAUCCUGCAGCUGAUGAAAAAGGUGAUCCAGACAAGGGCAGGAUCUCACCUGGAUCAGACUAUAGUUCUCAUUCAUCAAGACGAGGUAGUCCAACCUCUAGUGUGAGUAGUUUGCAGAGUCUCAGUGGCACAGGAGCCAUUUCCUUAGCAUCUGCAGCACUGAAACCAUCUGUGCCCAGUCUGACUCCUUCCUUGGCUAAUUAUUUUUGUGAGAAUCUAAUAUCUCAUGUCACUGGUUGGCAGGCUGAUCAUGCAGAAAGACAGGCCAACCGCUACAGUGAAGAAGCACAUAUGAUAGGCAGUCUCAAUUGCACCCAAGUUUCAGCAGAUCUAAAAAUGGCAAGGUCUUUGGUUAGAUUAGGAGAAAUCCAAGCUACUCUUCAAGAACAAAGAAUACUUUUCCUCAGACAGCAGAUAAAAGAACUUGAAGAUUUAAAAAGUCAAAAUUUAUUUAUGUCUGAUUCCUAGUAUGUGCAGGUUUAUAGAAAUAUUAAAUUACUGAGGGACCCAUAAUGCAACAGAAAGGAACGGUUUUGAAAGAAUUUGCUGUUUUGCCACGUUCAAAAGGGCUAACCUUCACUGCAGUGUUGUGUUCAUAGGUGUUUCUGAUAAAAGAGUUUGUGGGUGAAUGAAACCCUGAAAAGCACUAAGCCUGAUGAUGCCCUCUUUGAUUAAGCUGUUAAUUUCAAGUACUUUUUUUAAGAUAAAUUAAUAAAUAAAGAUAUACAAAGUUGUAAUGUAAAUUGUUUCCUGAACUGAUUUAAUCUUUAUGUGAAUGUUGCCCAAGUAUUAAACUUUUGCUGAAAUGACAGUUGAACAUUUUUAGUUUAAACUGUAGAAGAGAGUGAUCAAACUUACUGGAACUGGUUUUAUUGUAAAAAAAACAACAAAGAACAUUCAGUAAUAGGUUCUUAUAUAAAAAAAAAAAUUUUCAGCUUUAUUAAUCAGUUUAAAACUUUUCAUUGAUAGUUUAAGUAGUUUAAACAAAGUAACUUUGUUAAUAUAAUUCUACCAUAAGAAUUAUACCUACACAUAUAUUUGGUAAACUUUGUUUUGACAGAAAUAAUCUGAUGUUAAACUCUCUUAGUUGGAAGUCAUUUUCAGCCAUUAAAGUGAAGUCAUGCUUAUGAGAACCAUGUUUGUUUCUUACUUAUUAAUAUGUUUCUGCAAACACAGUAAAAUUGUUAAUACGUAGAUAUAAUACAACCAUAUUUACACACAAAUUGACACGUUUAUUCCAAACAGGCUAGUAAAUGAAAAACUUUGUUAGUUAGAUCUUUAAAACGUUGGUUUUCUAUGUAAUUUCUUGUUUCAGACAUAAUUUUAAAAUUCUGAUGCAUUCACAGAGCUUGCAUGUUAAUCUUUAUGUUAAUAUAUGAGAAUGAUUCAGUGGGACUUACCACUGAAGUAAUCUAUACGUUCUGUUUUCAGUGAUGAUAUAAUGGCAAAAAGUAAAGAAUGAAUUAUAAAAUCUUGUGCAUUCAUUAUACUAAGAAAUCGAAUAAGAUAAAAAAAUUAAAGAAAUUACAAAAUAAGAAACUUUGUAAUCUAAAAGGUUUCAAAAGGUAGACAUUCCUUUUUCAAAGUUCCCAAUUCAUCUUCGAAGAAAGAAGUGCUCUAGUUGUUGGGUUUCAGAUUUUGUGAAAAGUUUAUGCAUGUCUUAUAUAAUUUCUAUAUCUUUAAAUGGACAAAAAAAAUUUCUUGAGUCUCAUGCAGAAAAUUGUUGAUAUGAAAAAUGAAACAUUAUUGAGGGUCAAAUAUAAAUGGGAAAGCUAAUAAAUCCAUGACAUAUGUGGACUGUUAAGUGUUUUAAGUUUUAAUUCUCUGGCAAAAAUAUGCAGUUUAAGAAUAUAAAAUGUAUUAAAACUCUUUUAUGUAGGGUGGGUGGUACAGUACAUACAAUAUUCGUGGUUGGUUUGAAGAAGGUAAUAGUGAGCUGGGGUGCAUUGGUAUAGUUCAUGCACCCCAAUGUGUACUUAUUGAUGAUGAUGAAUUAAGUAGAGGUGUAGGAACAGGUGGGAUAAUUACCACAGGGCUUGGAUAUAAGAGAUCCACUGAAAUUAUUCCAAUUUGUUAUAAGAGGAAAAAAAUAUAUAUGAAUAAGAUUUGAAGGUGGUAAAAAAAAAACUCAAUCAGGUUAAUGGAAUUAAAAUACUUCAUUAAAACAUGGGUUCACACCAUUUUGAUAUCUAUGCAUCAAGUUUUUAAUUGGAGCUAACUUUCAAUUUGUCUCGUGGGUCAUCAUCUUGAGGUUGUCAAAAGCUAGCUCCAAUAAAAAUAUCGGUGCAAGACAUCCGUGUGGUGUAAACUCCUUAUUUAUUUAAGGACUUGAUAACUUGAUUUUUUUAACCACCCACAUUAUAAAUAAAAGAGAGAGAAAAGAUGUUGUUCCAAGAGCUCAGUCAGGUUUUAUCUCCUUGUUCAUUACUUGUUAAGCAAACUUUCAACUCAGUUGAGUUACUAUUAUCUUUUAUCAUUAAUUCACCCUCAUCUUUAAAGAAGAAAAUGUGGCAGUAUUGUGUUAAAACUUAGGAAUGGUUUUCAUGACACUACAUAUUAGAACAAAACAUAGAAUAACCUCUAACAGGCCAUCCUUAAUUACUCUUUGCUUUUGAGAUUGGAUUAUAAUCAUUUACAGAUUCUUAUACCAUUUAUUGUUUACAAGAAUUGAUGUUAGAUGAUUAGGUGACAGAGGUAGUGCUGGGAAGUAAACAAAAGAUCCAUUAUUUGUACUGUAAUUUAGUAUUUUGGCAUAUGCUUCAAUUAGAAUGAAUAGCUAGAAAAUAACAGAUGAUAAAGAUGUGUUUAAUGUCUUUUUAUUGUAGGUAAAGUACACCACCUGAUAUAAAGUACUUGGGGCUAAGAAAAAUGUCUGUAUUAAGUAAAAGUUUUUGACCAACAUAAAACAAAAUGUACUGUACAUAUAUUUGUGUGUGUGUGUGUGUAUGUUAAUCAGCAUUUUCACCUAAUUAAAGAAGAGGGUAAGUAAUGGAAUAAAAAAAAUGUAUAACUUAAUAUAAGCCUUUUUGUUGAUUAGUAAGAGUUAUACACAACUUGAGGAUAAUGUGAUAUUUCCCAUAAUGUUUUCUGAGGAUGUAAUAAAAGAAAAAUACCAAAAGUUUAAACCUGUAAAAAUUGUUUUUUUUUACAUGCAGAACCAGAAGUAAAUAAAAUUUAAUUGGUGCAUUUACCUUUACUUUAUCUUCGGUAUCUGUUACUUUCUCUCUUUCUCUAGAGAUACAUACACACACACACACACACACAUAUAUAUAUAUGUGUGUGUGUGUGUGUCAUUUAUGUGUACAUAUAAGGUAUAAAGUAACAUUGGGACUGCUAAUAUUAUUAUUAUUGAAAUUGAGAGGGUAUCAUCAGGCCAGUUAUGGAUGAUUUGAUGUGGAAUUAAUCACGUACUUGUUCUCCAUAUAAGAGAGAGAAGUAUAAUGUGUAUAAUAUAAUUUCCAGUUAAUUUUUUUUUAUAUAUAUAUAUAAUUGAUGUAAUUAUGAUGAUACUUCUUGUUUUUCUUUCUCAUUGCAUUAAUUGCAAAAAUUAUAAAGAACUUAUUGAUGGAGAAGAAAUGCUAUUGACACCAGUACGGUGUAUAAGCUUCAAGUCACAUCAACUCCAGUUUUGUGGGAGAAAUACCCCCAUUUUUUCCAUUUAGUCUUAUCAUUCAGUUAAAACAAUAACUGAUCCAAAAUGCCAAGGACUAUUUAUAAAGAAAGCUAAAUCUAUUAUGCUGACAUCAUCUACGUAACAGACCUGGUGUAAAUUAUAGGAAGACUAUUUAUAAAAGAAUAUAAAACCUAGCCUGCUUACAUUUACACCAUCUAGUUAAAAUAAAAAUUGGUGUAAAGUUAAAGAGGAAUAUUUCUGAAAGAAAGUAAAGCUUGGUGUGCUGAUGGUAAAGCUGUCGUGUAUAUAGACUGCUUUACUUUCCUACAGAAACACAUUUACUUUUUUUUUUAUGACCCCAUUACAUCAGUACUUUUGGAAGGAAACAUAAUACUGUUGUAGCUAACCCGCUGUGUGUACAAAAAAAAAGAAAAAAAGAGUGGAAUAAAGUUGAUAUUGUGACUGUUA
Messenger RNA from Limulus polyphemus (Atlantic horseshoe crab), 5646 nucleotides. Its product is annotated as WW domain-containing adapter protein with coiled-coil homolog. Gene Ontology annotation, cellular component: nucleus. The record is from RefSeq and is a predicted model, not a curated record. The transcript is spliced from 14 exons. The coding region runs from base 126 to 2033 and encodes 635 amino acids. Gene Ontology annotation, biological process: positive regulation of TORC1 signaling; regulation of autophagy. NCBI's taxonomy places the organism in Eukaryota, Metazoa, Arthropoda, Merostomata, Xiphosura, Limulidae. Gene Ontology annotation, molecular function: chromatin binding; RNA polymerase II complex binding.